AUGUCACAGGAAAACAGUGCUAGUGCAACUUCUGGCAGCCCGGGCAAUAAGAAGUUUAGCCAUAAAGAAAAGCCCAAAAAGCCAGCCUCGCAUCGGCAACACCGUGUAAAUUCAAAACCUCCGAAGACUGGAAAACACCGCGAUGGGCCAGGAAAGCAGCGCUUCGAAGACGAUCUCGAGUUUAACAUACAGGACGAACUUGUAAGUGGUGACUUCAAAGCAAGGGGCCGUAAGACACAGAUCUCCAUUAACCAUCUUUUGGACUUUCAACUACCAGAAAGGCCAAGCGACGGAGAGGCUGCUGCAGGUGCCACAAGGCGAAGGACUAAAAAACAAUUUCAAGAGCACAUUCAUUUGCAUGGCGAUUCCUUUAUAAAUGCAAACUUUAAAUUUUUGGUGGACGACCGUUACACAUACAAAGAGCAAAGCCUCGAUCCUAAUGUGCCUAUACCUCAUGAAAAGAUUGUCCGCGUAACUGCAACCAAGGGACAGUCGUGUCCGAUUUGUCUAACUGAAGAAAUUGUUGCUCCUAGAAUGGUAAGUUGUGGACACCUCUUUUGCCAUGCUUGUCUUCUGAGUUUCUUCGCAGCUGGCAUGGAGCAGCCAAACAAUAACGGCACCGGAAUAAAUUAUAAGAAAAAGAGGUAUAAAGAGUGUCCUCUUUGUAGUACUAUCAUAAGGAAGGAAAAGGCAAUCCCUGCGACAUUGACGGAACCCGACUCGACUCUAAAGCUCCCUCAAGUCGGGCAAACGGAUACCUUUCAAUUGAUGUGCAAACCACAUGGAUCAAUGCUUCCGUUGCCUGUUCUUUUGAAUGUUGACCCCAUGUCCUUGCAUCAUUUUCCGUCUGUGGAGUUCAGAGAGCUUGCGCCGUACUCUCGUAUCAUGAAAUGCAACCCUCAAUACGCUAUUGAUCUUUACAAAAAAGACAUUUCCCAUAUCCAAGGUCAGUACGAGCUUGACCGUGCGCUUUAUAACGAGGAUGGGAAGUUUUCUCAACUUGCCAUUGAGGAAAACAAGUUAAAAAUAAGCGUCUCGGAACAGUCAUUCCGUUCAGAAGCAGAAGUUCUGUCAUCAAACCUUUCUCAACUCUCGUUAGAUGUCGGCCUGGAGAAAUAUAACGACACGAACGCCUUUUUCUUUUUUCAAACCGCGUUUGAUGCGAAUACGCGCUACUAUCUCUCCCCUCUGGACGUUAAAGUGUUACUGACCGCAUUUGGACACUAUUCAGCUUUUCCCCCAUCACUGACUGCUCAAGUCGAAGAUGUUCACUACGGUACUGUCGUGACGGAGUCUUUAAUGCAAAGAUACAAAUAUUUUGGGCAUUUGCCGAUCGGAAGCGAAAUGGCAUUUGUCGACCUUGACUGGCGCACCGCAGACGUCAUUCCAUCUGAGGUUUAUCAAUCGUUUGCGGCCGAAUUGUCAUUAAGGCGCCGCAAAUCGACAUGGAGAAAGCAACGAGAAGAUAAAGAAAAAAAGCGCUAUGAAAGGAAACUUGAGCGUGAACAACAAGAGUUUUACAUGAGAGAAAAUGGCAGUACAGACCACGCUACGUCGGUCAUAAAGCCCGUUCGGUCAGUCCCCUUACAAAAGCUCCCCGAAAAAAAGAGUGACACCGGUUCAGCCGCUUCAGCUCAAAAGUCUGCAUCGCGUCUGGAAAAGACUGUUUGGGGCACAUCCAUACCUGCGUCUGAUAAAGCACCAGAGGGCAAUCAAGAAGACGAAGAGCUAGAAAAGCUGUUGGGAAAUCUUAAUCAAAAUCCAAGUCCUAGACAGGGGAGAAAAAAAAAGAGAAUGGUUACCCUUUUGAGUUCCAACCCUUCGCGCGGCUCGCUGUAA
This is a messenger RNA of Lachancea thermotolerans CBS 6340, 1839 nucleotides long. It is a transcript of the gene MAG2, whose product is annotated as RING-type E3 ubiquitin transferase MAG2. The transcript has a single exon. Gene Ontology annotation, molecular function: metal ion binding; transcription cis-regulatory region binding. Gene Ontology annotation, biological process: positive regulation of transcription by RNA polymerase II. The record is from RefSeq and is a predicted model, not a curated record. The coding region runs from base 1 to 1839 and encodes 612 amino acids. Lineage: Eukaryota; Fungi; Ascomycota; Saccharomycetes; Saccharomycetales; Saccharomycetaceae.